GCCACCUGGGAUUUGCUCACGUUUCACGGACUGCUCCUUCUCUGCUCCUUCAUCCCGGCCUCGGGAGUGGCGCCCGGGAUUCUCCCCUCCUGGCCCCGGCCGCAUAUCGUGGCCCUACCAGGCGGACGAACUGUCUGACUGUCUGUUGUUUCCAUCCGAAUGUACUGCAUCUUCCAAGCAGCAAUACUAUGGAAGAGAAGCCCGGGCCAGGUAGGCCAAGCUGGUCCCUUUCGGCUCCUCAUGCACCCUGAUGAGCACACAAGAAGGGCCAAGCUGGAGCAUGUUGGACAAAUCUGCUCAGAUGAUGACCGAUUCUUCUCCCAUCUCCGUCUCCGCGCUGUGACGAGUCGCGCACGAGCCCUGCUGGAGCUCUGGAGCUCGGGAAACUUGCUCAGACACGCCUCGGCCGCUGCUGCAGAGGUGCUCCCACCGGUGGGGCUCGACGGUCCGCGGUUAGUACGGAGUACUACAGUAGGAACCAGCUCCCAGCUCCCACCUCCCAGCUCCCACCUCCCAGCUCCGGAUUUCCUGCUCCUUGCCAGCUUGCCCAGACCCCUAGAGGACCUUGACGUGGAAACGUGCUCACCUUUUGGGAUCUGUCCAAACAUUGGCGGCGCCUGGGCGGCCGGUGCCAGUGGAGCCAUAUCUGGAUCCGAAUUGUCGGGAAAGGGGGGUCCGUUUCGAAUAGGUAAUAAUGUUUGCCCCCAUAACGUUAUAACCAUAUUCCUAAUCCUUUCUUUCUGUGUCAUGCAGUGUCUGUGUCCUUCACCAUUUGCAGAUCCCGCCGAAACAGUCUAUUGACAUCUGCAUCUGUCCACACCAAACAGGAGUGUUUCUCAUCACAGGAACCGUGGGCACAGCUAGACCUCCUUCGCUCGUUCACCGGGCCAGGGACGCCUCCAGAGGCUAAACGGACGGGGCGGAUACAGACUCACAUACAGGAUGGACGCCUCCACAAGGUUAAUCGCCGCCAGGCAUGUCCAGAACUUCUCCGACACCGAGGGCUCAACACUCGAGCCUCACUGGGGCUAUGCCGACCGCAUAAUCCCCUGCAAGAACGACGCCGGCUCCUGCGCCUACCUCGACCUCGUCUACGGCGCCCACGACCUGUCCAUGCUCUACUCGGGCAUCUUCUGGGCCGCCCUCGCCGGGAUAUUCCUGCUCUGGGCCGUCGGCCGCCGCAUCUUCCCGUCACCAACCGCAGACGAGGCCCUCAUCGCCUCAGCCGGCAAGGCCGAGUCGCAAGGGCCCAGGACCAUCGGCGGCAUCGAAAGGAUAAGACGGACCGUGUCGAGCCUCCGCCGGGCGUACCUCCUCCCGGACCUUGCGCCGCGCGUCCUCGGCCACGUCACGCGGCUGCAGGUGCUGAUCCUGCUGGUCCUCGCGGGCUACCUCACCGUCUUCUCCUUCGUCGGCAUGACGUACCAGACGUGGGUGACGCCGGUCAAGUCGUCGCCGGGCCUCAGCAACACGCGCACGACGCUGGGGCCCUUCUCGGACCGCAUCGGCGUGCUGGCGUACGCGCUGACGCCGCUCUCGGUCCUGCUGGCCAGCCGCGAGUCGCUGCUCAGCGCAAUCACGGGCAUCCCCUACCAGAGCUUCAUGUUCCUGCACCGCUGGGUCGGCUACGUGAUCCUGGUGCAGUCCACCGUGCACACCAUCGCCUGGGUCGUCGUCGAGGCGCGCCUGUACCAGCCGCAGCCGGCCGUGUGGGACGAGUUCGCCGGCCAGGCGUACAUCCAGUGGGGGUUCGCGGCGCUGGCGCUGCUGGUGCUGCUGUGGGCGCUGGCCACGCCCUGGGGCAUCCGCCUGACGGGCUACGAGUUCUUCCGCAAGGCCCACUACGUCCUGGCCGUGGUGUACAUCGGCGCCAUCAUCGGCCACUGGGCGCAGCUGCAGUGCUUCCUCAUCCCGGGCAUCCUGCUGUGGUUCCUCGACCGCGUCGGCCGCGCCGUCCGCACGGGCUUGCUGCACUACCGCUGGGUCCCCGCGCGGAACAGCUGGGGCUUCGGGUCGGCGGCGGCGAGGAUCACGCGCUUCGAGGACGCCGAGGGCGGCGACGUGGUCCGGCUCGACUUCGACCACGCCCAGAGGCCGUGGCGGGUGGGCCAGCACUUCUACCUCUGCUUCACCGAGUCCUCGGUCUGGCAGUCCCACCCGAUGACGCCGCUCAGCCUGCCCGUGCCCGGCGGCGCCACCGGCGCGGUGAGGCACUCGUACGUGAUCCGCGCCAAGGGCGGCGAGACCAGGAAGCUCGCCGAGAUCGCGGCCAGGAAGGCCGCAGCAGCAUCGUCCUCAUCAACAUCAAAAACAGACCAGCCGACCACCUCCGUCGUCAUGCAGGGCCCCUACGGCGUCGACAUGGUCGCCGGCGUGACGCCCGAGACCAACGUCCUCUGCGUGGCCGGCGGCACGGGCAUCACCUUUGUCCUCCCCGUGCUGCUGGGCCUGGUGCGCGAGAGGCCCGCGCCGGGCCGCAAGGCCGCCCUGGUGUGGGCGGUGCGCCGCGACGCCGACGCGGCCUGGGUCGCCGAGGAGCUCGACCACAUCCGGGAGGCGGGGUGCUCGCACGGCCUGGACGUCGACGUCUACGUGACGCGGGAGAAGGAGCACCAGCACCAGCGGGGUGCCAACAACAACAACAACAACACCAACGAAAAGGCGGCCGGGUCCUCCUCGGCGUCCUCCGCGACGGGCGGCGGGGGCUGCGAUUGUAAUGAUGUCACGCACCACCACCCCGACAACACCGAGAUCCCUUCGGUGCGGCGGCCGCACCUCGACGACAUCGUGCGGCGGUUCGUCGGGGCCGUGGGCCGCGGGCCGACGACCGUGUACGCGAGCGGGCCCGGCGGCAUGGUCGGGGACCUGAGGCGGGCGGUCGCGGGGUGUAAUGCCGCCGGCGCCGUGUGGAAGGGCGAUGCGAGGGGGGAUGUGAGGCUCAUCUGCGAUGAUCGGUUGGAGUAGUAGUAGGCCGAUCGGUCGUCCCGGGUCGGGUCAAAUCCGUAAAAAUAUUUUUAAAAAAGUUAGAUAAAAAUGUUAAUAUUGUUCAAAAUCUGCUGGGUGUGGUGAUG
Messenger RNA from Diaporthe batatas, 3071 nucleotides. RefSeq lists its product as uncharacterized. The record is from RefSeq and is a predicted model, not a curated record. Gene Ontology annotation, molecular function: ferric-chelate reductase activity. The transcript has a single exon. Lineage: Eukaryota; Fungi; Ascomycota; Sordariomycetes; Diaporthales; Diaporthaceae. Bases 943 to 2964 code for a protein of 673 amino acids. Gene Ontology annotation, biological process: iron ion transport; copper ion import; intracellular iron ion homeostasis. Gene Ontology annotation, cellular component: plasma membrane.